AUGUCUAGUCAUGUUUCGACAUCGCUCACCCUCGGUGAGAUGGCAUCGUUUGCUAUUCUCAUGCCAAUAAUCAUUGUAGCAGGGACGUUCGACUUUUUACGUCGAACGUGGCUUGAGAAAUGUAUCAGCUUCAAGACUGUCAAACGCAACCUCCAAAGGGCAUUCACUCGUCAAUUCACACUUCUAUCGCUAACGCAAGCUCGUGCUCUUAUUGGCGGUACGAGCGGGCAGGUAAUCGCGCGCGAGUGCGAAGCGAGAGGGCUACACCAUCUUUCUUUGCAGAUUGAUGUUUCGAGUGAUUUUCCGCCAGCCACUCUUCAUUUCAUUGACUGCGAGCCCAAAGAACCCGGCAGAUUUUACCUAUAUUUCCAUGGUGGAGGGUAUUGCCUACCAUUCCAACACCUCGGGCUCCCACUGAAAGAAGCUAUCGCUGCUGGAGCCUCCCUCUCGAUAUUGGAAUACUCCCUGGCUCCCGAGCACAGAUACCCGACACAGCUUGCUCAAGCUGCUGCUGCUUUACGACUUUUGUUACAGAGUCACCCAAUUUCCGACAUCAUCAUUGGAGGCGAUUCUGCAGGUGCUAACCUUACACUUGCCCUUCUCGCACAUCUCCGAGAGCCUCAUCCAAGAAUCACGCCCGUGUGCGGCUCAGGCACAGAGAGUCGCAAGCUUCUUGGUGCUAUCGCUACCAGUCCAAGAACAAGUGACAGGACAAACUUUGCAAGUAUCACGACGAAUGCAGGCAAAGAUUACAUGACUGUUUGGUUUUUGAAGAAUAUCAUAUUGAACUGGCAGCCGCUACCUGAGGUGUGGGCUGGAGCUGCACAUGGCGAUGCCACGUUUUGGAGUGACAUUCGGGCAGAGCGAGUUCUACUUCUUGUUGGCGGGGACGAGCUGUACCGCGAUGGGGUAAUAGAGGCCGGCAAGAUCAUGGGCGCUGGCGGGUCUGCCAGGUCGCCGGUUGAGCUUGUAGUCUGUCCGGGUGAGGUACACGUUCAGAUGGGUAUAGACUUGAUUCUGGGAAUUGAUGAUGGAUAUAUGCUGAAGACAGCUAUAAGUUGGUUUCGCUUUCUUAGAUCACUACAACAUUAA
Beauveria bassiana ARSEF 2860 is the source of this 1092-nucleotide messenger RNA. Its product is annotated as lipase/esterase, putative. Bases 1 to 1092 code for a protein of 363 amino acids. The transcript has a single exon. NCBI's taxonomy places the organism in Eukaryota, Fungi, Ascomycota, Sordariomycetes, Hypocreales, Cordycipitaceae. The record is from RefSeq and is a predicted model, not a curated record. Gene Ontology annotation, molecular function: hydrolase activity.